GGCGGGCACCGGAAUAACAAAGCCCAAAUCCACAAAACCAGCUUCACUUUCUCAUUUCUUACUUCUGUUUUUGACUGACUAAUACCCUAACACCUUCCUCACAAAUUCAAACACACUCUCUCUCUCUCUCUGAAGAUGAAGAUUACUGAAUCCUCUGAGAACAAUGUUGAUGCUGGAAAUGAUUCUACCCUUAAACCCAAUGAUAAUGAUUCAGUUCCAGUUGAGCUUCAGGAUCAUGCAGAAGAGCUUCAACAAACUGUUACUAAGGAUGGUGAGAUUCAAGAUGAAAAAACAUUGGGUCUGAGUUCAGAAAAUGGAGAAUUAGUUGAGGUAACCAAUGAAUCUGCGGUUUCUGAUGCUAAAUGGGUUUGCAAAAGUCCAGAUGGUGGAUUAUCUUCAGGGUGGAACAAUAAACCAUGUUCUUACCCUUAUUCUCUUGUGGGGGAUGAGGAAGCAAUUAUGGCAGUUUUGCAUUUACAGCACAACGCAAUAGAAGCUUGCCAAAAGUUCUUAGCUCCCGAUGUUGGUUCUGACAGCGAUGAUGAUGUUAUUGAAGAUGAAGAUGAAGAUGAGGAUGAAAGUGAAGAUGAGUUGGUAGAAAAUUGUGAAGAAGAAUCUAAAGAGUAUAGAUUCUUUGAGAAAGUGUUCGCUGAAGAUGCUGGCUUGAGGAAAUAUUACGAGAACAAUAGUAAAGAAGGAGAUUUUUAUUGUUUGGUUUGUGGUGGUGUUAAGAAGAAAAUGUGGAAGAGGUUUAAGGAUUGUGUUGCACUGAUUCAGCAUUCCACUACUGUACUAAGGACGAAAAGGAUGCGAGCUCACAGGGCUUAUGCACAAGUUGUCUGUAAAGUUGUUGGUUGGGACAUUAAUCAGUUACCAGCUAUUGUGUUGAAGGAUUUGAAUUCCUCCUUAACAGCUUCAAGGGAGCUUUUGGUUGAACCUGGAAAACCUGCUGCUGCAAGUGAUGUUGAUGACCAAAAUAAUUCUUUGAAGGAAGGUGAGAUUCCAGAUGAAAGAGCAUUGGAUUUGAGUUCAGAAAAUGGAGGAAAGUUAGUUGAGGUAACUCAUGAAUAUGUGAUUUCUGAUGCUGAAUGGGUUUGCAAAAGUCCUGAUGGUGGAUUAUCUUCAACAGCUUCAGGAUGGCCGGCCUUCAACACUAAACCAUGUUCUUACCCUUAUUCUCUUGUGGGGAAUGAGGAAGCGAUUAUGUCAGUUUUGCAUUUGCAGCACAACGCAAUAGAUGCUUGCCAAAAGUUCUUAGCUCCCGAAGUUGGUUCUGACAGUGAUGAGGAUGUUAUUGAAGAUGAAGAUGAGGAUGAAGGAGAAGAUGAGUUUGGAGAAAAUUGUGAAGAAUCUGAACAGUAUAAGUUCUUUGAGAAAGUGUUUGCUGAAGAUGUUGGCUUGAGGGAAUAUUACGAGAACAAUAGUAAAAAAGGAGAUUUUUAUUGUUUGGUUUGUGGUGGUGUUAAGAAGAAAAUGUGGAAGAGGUUUAAGGAUUGCGUUGCACUGAUUCAGCAUUCAACUGCUGUACUAAGGACGAAAAGGAAGCGAGCUCACAGGGCUUAUGCACAAGUCGUCUGUAAAAUUGUUGGUUGGGACAUUAAUCAGUUACCAACUAUUGUGUUGAAGGAUUUGAAUUCCUCAGCAGCUUCAAGGAAGCUUUUGGCUGAACCCGAGAAACCUGCGGCUGCGAAUGAUGAUGAUCGAAAUGGUGAACUUGUUAAUUCUGUUGAUGGCAAUUAGGAUGUUCUUAAUGAAAGUGAAGCCAAAAUGAAUGGAUUAAAUAUGGUUUGUAGGGAGACCCAUGCUGUUCUUCACAAUAUUGGGGAGCUUGUUUGCAGUCUUAGGAAUUUCCCUUGCACUAACUACUAAGUGAUAAUUUUGUAAAUACAUGCAUCUCAAACUCCAUGAAUCUCAAAAUACGAUGCUUGAAAUUGCAAGUGGUUAUUCUCAUUUCCCCAUGUUCCUUUUA
Messenger RNA from Medicago truncatula (barrel medic), 1969 nucleotides. RefSeq lists its product as uncharacterized. NCBI's taxonomy places the organism in Eukaryota, Viridiplantae, Streptophyta, Magnoliopsida, Fabales, Fabaceae. The record is from RefSeq and is a predicted model, not a curated record. Bases 136 to 1740 code for a protein of 534 amino acids. The transcript is spliced from 9 exons.